Messenger RNA from Gordionus sp. m RMFG-2023, 1113 nucleotides. Its product is annotated as gamma-interferon-inducible lysosomal thiol reductase-like. The coding region runs from base 46 to 849 and encodes 267 amino acids. Gene Ontology annotation, molecular function: oxidoreductase activity, acting on a sulfur group of donors, disulfide as acceptor. Lineage: Eukaryota; Metazoa; Nematomorpha; Gordioida; Chordodea; Parachordodidae. The record is from RefSeq and is a predicted model, not a curated record. The transcript is spliced from 7 exons.
UCGUUUUAACAAUUGUUUUAUUUUUAAAAAAAUAUUUGUAUAAGUAUGUCAAUUGAAUAUAAAAUAUUAAACCCACAGUCCAUUAAAAUGUCUAAAUGGAGAGACAAAGCCAGGGUAAUGAAAUUAUUAUAUUUAACAACCUUUUUGGGACUACUCUAUUGCCUUUAUUGGGUUAUUAUCUCACGUAAUUGUUAUAAAAUUGGAUGGGAGAAAAUUUCAAGAUGUAAUAGUUGGUGGAAAAUAUGCACGGGAGAAGAUUGCAAAGUCACAAUUGAUGUAUAUUAUGAGAUUUUGUGCCCUGAUAGUAUGAACUUUAUAUCAAAUCAACUUUUUCCAUUAGCAAUGAAGCUAAGGGAGGAAGAUGAGGAAAAUCAAGAUAUAAUACAUUUUAAUAUGUGGGCAUUUGGGAAAGCAAAAGAAAAGGGGAUAGGAAAUUCUUCUGUCUUUGAAUGUCAGCAUGGAAAAGAUGAAUGUAUUGGCAAUGCUUGGCAUGCCUGUGCUUGGAAUCACAAGUUUAGAGUCUCAUCUCCAGAUGCCAUGUAUUUUGUUGGAUGUACAAUGUCAAAAAACAAUUUCUUUAAUAGUAUUAUUGAAUGUUCUUCUCAUGCCAAUAUGGAUUACACUGAACUUAAAGAAUGUGCUGAGGGCACCGAGGGGCAUUCGUUUAUGCAUUUAAAUGGAAUCCAAACCAAUUCCCUCAUUCCUAAACUUUAUUACGUUCCCUGGAUCAUUGUUAAUGGGGAAUACAGCGAUGCAACGAGGCAGAAGGCUGAAACCAAUUUACUGGCAUUAGUUUGCAACUUAUUGGAAGAAAAAAAUCUUAAAAUGUGCCAGCAAUUUUUGAUAUAACAAGAGCAUAAUGAAAACAUCUACUUAUUAUUAAUACUUAUUUUUGAAUAUUCAUUUUAUUAAAUAUGCUUAAAAAAUGAUUUCAAUAUUUUUUAUAUGAAAGAGUAUUAAUUUUUUCACUUAUUUUAUAUUUAUAGUAUAAUAUAUUAUUAUAUAGGUAACAUUAAAUUUAUAUAAUUUAUACUAGAAUAUCAAAACAAUUAUUUAAAUUAGAUUUUUGUAUGAUUAAUUUAAUAUAAUGAUGUAUAAUUUUUUUUUGCAAAC